UUACAUAAUCUUUAUUUUCUUUGUUUUCAGAAAUUUUAUGAAUAAGCAUCAGAAGCCAGUGCUAACAGGCCAGCGGUUCAAAACUCGGAAAAGGGAUGAAAAAGAGAAAUUCGAACCCACAGUCUUCAGGGAUACACUUGUCCAGGGGCUUAAUGAAGCUGGUGAUGACCUUGAAGCUGUAGCCAAAUUUCUGGACUCUACAGGCUCAAGACUAGAUUAUCGUCGCUAUGCAGACACACUCUUCGAUAUCCUGGUAGCUGGCAGUAUGCUUGCCCCUGGAGGGACACGCAUAGAUGAUGGUGACAAGACCAAGAUGACCAACCACUGUGUGUUUUCAGCAAAAGAAGAUCAUGAAACCAUCCGAAACCAUGCUCAGGUCUUCAAUAAACUCAUCAGGAGAUAUAAGUAUUUGGAAAAGGCUUUUGAGGAUGCAAUGAAAAAGCUUCUCCUCUUCCUUAAAGCCUUUACCGAAACAGAGCAGACAAAGUUGGCAAUGCUGUCGGGGAUCCUGCUAGGCAACGGCACCCUUCCUCCCACCAUCCUCACCAGUCUCUUCACCGACAACUUAGUCAAAGAAGGCAUUGCGGCCUCAUUUGCUGUCAAGCUUUUUAAAGCCUGGAUGGCAGAAAAAGAUGCCAACUCUGUUACCUCUUCUUUGAGAAAAGCCAACUUAGACAAGAGGCUGCUUGAGCUCUUUCCCGUUAACAGACAGAGUGUAGAUCACUUUGCUAAGUACUUCACCGACGCGGGGCUGAAGGAGCUCUCGGACUUCCUGCGAGUGCAGCAGUCGCUAGGCACCAGGAAGGAGCUGCAGAAGGAGCUGCAGGAGCGCGUGGUGCUCUAUGUGAAAGAAGAAAUGAAGAGGAAUGACCUCCCGGAAACAGCAGUGAUAGGCCUGCUGUGGACCUGCAUCAUGAAUGCUGUGGAGUGGAACAAGAAGGAAGAACUUGUGGCAGAGCAGGCCCUCAAGCACCUGAAGCAAUACGCUCCCCUGCUGGCCGUGUUCAGCUCCCAAGGCCAGUCAGAGCUGAUCCUCCUGCAGAAGGUCCAGGAGUACUGCUACGACAACAUCCACUUCAUGAAGGCAUUUCAGAAGAUCGUGGUUCUCUUUUAUAAAGCUGAUGUGCUGAGUGAAGAAGCGAUAUUGAAAUGGUACAAAGAAGCACACGUGGCCAAAGGCAAAAGUGUUUUUCUUGACCAGAUGAAGAAAUUUGUUGAGUGGUUGCAAAAUGCAGAAGAAGAAUCUGAAUCGGAAGGUGAGGACAAUUAGAUGGCCGGAGAAGCACAAUGCCUAGGUCAUU
Molecule: messenger RNA, 1301 nt
Organism: Myotis davidii
Lineage: Eukaryota; Metazoa; Chordata; Mammalia; Chiroptera; Vespertilionidae
Gene: BZW2
Product: basic leucine zipper and W2 domains 2
Exons: 11
Coding region: 38-1270 (410 amino acids)
Cellular component (GO): cytoplasm; membrane
Molecular function (GO): protein binding
Source: RefSeq, a predicted model, not a curated record